Molecule: messenger RNA, 1444 nt
Organism: Pistacia vera
Lineage: Eukaryota; Viridiplantae; Streptophyta; Magnoliopsida; Sapindales; Anacardiaceae
Exons: 3
Coding region: 101-1123 (340 amino acids)
Cellular component (GO): cytoplasm
Source: RefSeq, a predicted model, not a curated record
UUAAUGAUCUGUGAUCCCAUUUCAUAAUUUUUUUAGAUUCUCGUCUGGGUAUGCUUGAAUUUGCUCGAUUUGCUAACCCAUUAGCUGAAUUAGCAUUAUAAUGAGCAGUUUUUCAUUUGGGUCAAAUUCAAAUAGUCCCAAGUCCUUCAAUGCAUACCCAAGAGGUGAUUUCGACAUAGAAUUAGGGACUAUUAAAAGAACCCGGAAACCGAAAAUGAUCAAAUCUUUCUCUAAUCGCCUUCAAUACUUCAAGAAGUUGCAUCCACUUGUUGUGCUGUUCAUUUCAUUGUCAAUUGCUGUUACUGUAUUGAUCAUUUUGACUGCAUAUGAGAGCCAUUUUCGGACGAUGAGCAGCUACCGAAAUUUUGAUGUGGGGAUUGAUAAGUAUCCGUUUUCGACGCUAAAGAAUCUUGUAAUGGUUGCUGGCCACUCUGUUUAUACUAGUAGUUGUGGGAAGAUUGAUAAGGAGGAUUCUUGGUUUUUGGAGCCUUAUCAGAAGUAUCCUGGUCAGGCUGCUAGUUUUGUAACACAUAUUGAGGAGGGAGUCAAAAUAGUGGCCGAAGAUGAGGAUGCUAUACUUUUGUUUAGCGGUGGAGAGACUAGGAAAGAUGCCGGUCCUCGUAGUGAGGCACAGAGUUACUGGACUGUUGCCGAAUCAAAAGGAUGGUUUGGCAAAGAAGAAAGUGUGAAAUGGAGGGCAAUGACUGAAGAGCAUGCAAGAGAUAGCUUUGAGAAUCUUUUAUUUAGUGUCUGUCGGUUCCGCGAACUUACAGGCACAUAUCCUCAUAACAUAACUGUUGUAAGUUAUGAUUUCAAGGAGGGUAGAUUUUCACAUUUGCAUCGCUCCGCCAUUGGCUUUCCUGAGUCAAGAUUCUUUUACUCUGGCACCCCAGCUUCAUCAACUUCCAGAGAGGCAGCCUUGAAAGGUGAGGCAUUCGUAAGGUCUCAAUUUGAAGAAGAUCCAUAUGGGUGUUCAGGUUCACUUAGACGUAAAAAAGUAGGCCGUGAUCCUUUUCAUCGGGCAAUACCUUACCCCAAAGGAUGUCCUGAAAUUGAAGGUUUGUUCAGAUAUUGUGGACCAGCUCCUUAUACUGGGUCUCUCCCUUGGGCUCAAUUAAAUUAACCACUGCAUGUUAUUUCUCAUGAUCCGAAUGUAAUUAAUCAACCUAAACAAUCGCACGAUAGAUGCUUGAGCUGAUAGUAUAAUGCUUGUUCAAAAUUGUUCUUUUCUCAAUUCAAAUUAUAUAAAGGUGAAUAGAUGAGAAUAAAUUUGGCUGCAGCUUAGAGAAAAAUGUGUUGUCAUUAUUAGAUGAGAGUUAGUAAUUGUAUUGCUUUGUUUGGGUCCAGAAAUGAGAAAUUUGCUUUCCAGAACAUGUAUUGUAGUGAAUCUCCUGAAAUUGUAGUUUAUGUUACUACUAACAAAAGGCGAAAUCAUUUUUUUUUU